Nicotiana tabacum (common tobacco) is the source of this 792-nucleotide messenger RNA. RefSeq lists its product as uncharacterized. NCBI's taxonomy places the organism in Eukaryota, Viridiplantae, Streptophyta, Magnoliopsida, Solanales, Solanaceae. The record is from RefSeq and is a predicted model, not a curated record.
AUGGCUAACAAUCAGAAUAUUAGACCUGCUGGAGCUCUCCCGAGUGAUACUGAGCCUAAUCCUAAGGCUCAAGUCAAUGCGGUUACCUUCAAAAAUGGAAGAACAUUAGAAGAAGUUUCAGAGAAAAAGAAGUAUACAGCUAGUCCUGAAGGAGAAUUAGUUCAUAAGCCAGUUGAGGAGAAUGAGAAAGAGAACAAAGGAUCAGAGCCAGUAAUUGUGACAAGGCCAUCACCUCCAUUUCCACAAAGACUGCAAAAGCAAAAAGAUGACGCUAAGUACAAGAAAUUCUUUGAUAUUUUGAGCCAAGUGCGUGUGAAUUUUUCUUUGGUGGAAGUUUUGCAGGAAGUGCCUAAGUAUGUAAGGUAUCUCAGAGAUAUUGUGGCAAACAAGCAAAGACAUACAGAGUUUGAAACUGUUGCACUUACUAAAGAGUGCAGUGCUAGAGUUCAGAGUAAACUUCCUCCUAAGAUAAAGGAUCCUGGGUGUUUCACAAUUCAUCUGUCUCUCGAAAAGCAAGAAGUUGGUAGAGCCUUGUGUGAUUUAAGGGCUAGUAUAAAUUUGAUGCCAUCCUCUUUGAUCAAGCAACUCGGAUUAGGGGUGCUUAGACCUACUAUAAUCACUUUACUGUUGGCAGAUAAUUCACUAGUUAUGCUAGAAGGAAUUAUUAAGGAUGUGUUUGUUCGAGUGGAAAAGUUUAUUCUUUCUGCUGAUUUUAUUGUUCUUGAUUACGAGGCAGAUGAGGAAGUGCCCAUUAUUUUGGAGCGAUUAUUGAUGUUAGGGAAGGGAAGUUGA